Cooperia oncophora is the source of this 555-nucleotide messenger RNA. The record is from the annotation of a GenBank genome assembly. NCBI's taxonomy places the organism in Eukaryota, Metazoa, Nematoda, Chromadorea, Rhabditida, Trichostrongylidae.
AUGACACGUGACGAUUCGCUGUCAACGAUGCGGGCUGUGUUCUACGCUGGCCACAACGCCUUCCGCCAGAAGGUCGCAAUAGGUGAAAAAGUGGCCGAUAUCGAGUACAAUAACUCUCCCCGUCUGAUGUCAGGAAUGACAUACGAUUGCGACCUGGAACAAAGGGCGAGGGAAGUGCUAAAUUAUGGUCCAAACUAUCCAAUGAGCGGAUAUUCCAUCAAUUACAAAGAAGGCCCAGUUAUAAAGGCUGCUAAUUGGAUGUAUGAGUUGGCAGAUGUGGUGGACGAAUGGACCAAAGAGUACGACUCAAGGACACGACUUAUGCACCCAUAUGCACCUUAUAUGGGAUGUGCCUAUAGGCACCCGGCGGGACCUGAUGGAAAGAGCCUUUGGUUCAAACUAGCCUGCGUCUACACGAAUGAUCGUCCCAGAACCGAUGUACCCAAUACGGGAAUGGCAUGCAACAAGAAAGAAGACUGCUUAUAUUUCGGACAUGAUUACGAUUGCCUCGUCAAUCUUUGUUUUGCUCCAACUCGUACUGCUAUUUAUAAUUGA